GCGCUGCUAUUGGCUCCGUAACUCGACUGCUUUUUCAAAUUGAGGCGCCGAAUCGUUUGCUGGUUCCUGGGCAGAGACCAGCUCGGGGGUUCUGUCUUUCUGGCUGUUGCGGGGCGGUGGCUACGACCAGAAGCUUGCGUGCACCGCGGAGUCGCUGAGCUGCGAGUCUCGGUCCUCCAGGCCGCGGCAGCACCGGACGAGAGGAAGCGGGCGCCCGGUCCCCCACAGCGUCGGAGUCACCGCCACGGCGGCAGGUUUUGGCACCACCGUCAUGGCGUCCCAGCCGAGUUCUUCUUCGAAGAAGAAAGAGGAGAAGGGCAAGAACAUCCAGGUGGUGGUGAGAUGCAGACCAUUUAAUUUGGCAGAACGGAAAGCUAGCGCCCACUCGGUAGUGGAAUGUGAUCAUGUGCGGAAAGAAGUUAGCGUGCGAACUGCAGGGUUGACUGACAAGACCUCAAGGAAAACAUACACUUUUGAUAUGGUGUUUGGAGCAUCCACGAAACAAAUUGACGUCUACCGAAGUGUUGUUUGUCCAAUUCUAGACGAAGUUAUUAUGGGCUAUAACUGCACCAUCUUUGCAUAUGGCCAGACUGGCACUGGAAAAACUUUUACAAUGGAAGGUGAAAGGUCACCUAAUGAAGUAUAUACCUGGGAGGAGGAUCCUUUGGCUGGUAUAAUUCCACGCACUCUUCAUCAAAUAUUUGAGAAACUAACUGAUAAUGGCACCGAAUUUUCAGUGAAAGUGUCUCUGUUGGAAAUCUACAAUGAAGAGCUUUUUGAUCUUCUUAGUUCAUCCACCGAUGUCUCUGAGAGGCUGCAGAUGUUUGAUGAUCCCCGGAACAAGAGAGGAGUGAUAAUCAAAGGUUUAGAGGAAAUCACAGUACACAACAAAGAUGAAGUGUACCAAAUUCUGGAGAAGGGGGCAGCGAAGCGGACGACUGCAGCGACCCUGAUGAACGCUUACUCUAGCCGUUCCCAUUCAGUUUUUUCUGUGACAAUACAUAUGAAGGAAACUACAAUUGAUGGAGAAGAGCUUGUUAAAAUUGGAAAAUUGAAUUUGGUUGACCUUGCAGGAAGUGAAAAUAUUGGACGUUCUGGAGCUGUUGACAAGAGGGCCCGGGAAGCUGGAAAUAUCAACCAGUCCCUGUUGACUUUGGGAAGAGUUAUUACUGCUCUUGUGGAAAGAACACCUCAUAUUCCUUAUCGAGAAUCUAAACUGACUAGAAUCCUGCAAGAUUCUUUGGGGGGACGAACAAGAACGUCUAUAAUUGCAACUAUUUCCCCUGCAUCUCUCAAUCUCGAGGAAACUCUGAGUACGUUGGAAUAUGCUCACAGAGCGAAGAACAUAAUGAAUAAGCCUGAAGUCAAUCAGAAACUAACUAAAAAAGCUCUUAUUAAGGAGUAUACAGAAGAGAUAGAGCGACUGAAGAGAGAUCUUGCUGCAGCCCGUGAGAAAAAUGGAGUGUACAUCUCUGAAGAAAAUUUUAGAGCCAUGAAUGGAAAAUUAACUGUUCAGGAGGAACAAAUUGUUGAGUUGGCUGGAAAAAUCGAUGUUCUUGAGGAGGAUCUCAGUAAGGUUACAGAGUUAUUUGUGGAGAGUAAAAAUGAACUUGACCAGUGUAAAUCUCACCUGCAAACUAAGACACAGGAACUUGAAACCACUCAGAAACAUUUGCAAGAAACAAAAUUACAGCUUGUUAAAGAGGAAUAUGUCUCUUCAGCCUUGGAAAAAACUGAGGAAAAGCUUCAUGCUACCGCCAGCAAGUUGCUUCACACGGUUAAAGAAACCACCAGGGAUGUAUCUGGUCUCCAUUCUAAACUGGACCGUAAAAGAGCAAUUGAUAAACACAAUGCUGAAGCUCAAGAUAGUUUUGGCAAAAACCUCAACAGUCUGUUUAAUGAUAUGGAAGAAUUAAUUAAGGAUGGCAGCGCAAAACAAAAGGCCAUGCUAGAAGUUCAUAAGACACUGUUUGGUAAUCUCAUGUCUUCUAGUGUCUCUGCAUUAGACACCAUUACCACGACAGCACUUGGAUCUCUCUUGUCUAUUCCACAAAAUGUGUCGGCUCGUGUCUCCCAGAUCUCUGAUGUGAUGUUGGAGGAGCAGUCGUUGGCAGCACAGAGCAAAACUCUGCUGCAAGGCUUGACUAAUGAACUUGCUACCAACCUUCUCGCUUCCCUGAAGACCAUCUUAGCCCCUGGUGUGGUUUCCAUUUUGAACAUCAAUAGGCAACUGCAGCAUAUUUUCAGGACUUCAUUGACAAUGGCUGAAAAGAUAGAAGAUCAAAAAAGAGAAUUAGACGGUUUUCUCAGUGUAUUGUGCAACAAUCUACGUGAACUCCAAGAAAACACAGUUUCUUCCGUGGCUGAAUCGCAGAAGCUUUGUGCAAACCUUAAUGAAGACCUGAAGUCAAUAAAGGAAACCCACUCACAGGAACUUUUACAGUUAAUCAAUAGUUGGACAGAGAGAUUCUGUGCUUUGGAGGAAAAGUGCGAAACCAUCCAGAGACCGCUGAACAGUAUUCAAGAAAAUACAGAGCAGAAGUCUACAGAUAUAAUCAGCAAAACCACAGUUCACAGUAAAAAACUUCUUGCUGAUUCUGAUGGAUUAUUAGAAGAACUCAGACACUUUAGCCAAGAAGGUGCACAGUUGGUGGAAGAGUCUGUAAAGCACUGUGAUUCACUCAACAGCAACCUAGAAACUGUAUCUCAGGAGACCACACAAAGGUGUGAAGCUUUGAACACAAGCACAGUUCAUUUUUCUGAACAGUGGGCAUCAUGCUUAAGCAAGAGGAAGGAGGAACUUCAGAACUUAAUGGAGUUUGUAAAUGGAUGUUGUGAGUCUUCGAGUUCAGAGAUGAGUGAGAAACUCAGUGGACACACAGCUGCCAUCGAGGGCCAGCACAGCUCCUUCGUCCUGCAGAUAACUUCCGAUGAUGAGAAAUUAAAAGCAGAAAGUCUGGAGCUUCAUGAGACUAUAAAAACUGGUUUGACAAAGCUAAAUUGCUUUCUGCACCAGGAUCUGAAACUAGAUAUCCCAACAGGUAUGACACCAGAGAGGAAAAAUUACUUAUAUCCAUCAGCACUGGUGAGAACCGAACCCCGGGAACAGCUCCUUGAGCAGCUGCAAAGGAAACAGCCCAACCGAUUAAUGAUGCCGAACUGCUCAGAAAAUGACAAAGAGGCCAGUCAGGACAUGGAUGAAGAGAAGGAGGUUCUGGAACAAUGUACUAAAGAACUUUUAAGUCAGGAGACAUUGGUACACACCGGUGUGGAUUGCUCUUCAAGUGGCGGUGUUCCCUUUUUCCAGCGUCAAAAGCCCCAUGGAAAGGACAAAGAAAACAGAGGCGUUAACCCAGCCGAGAAGUCUAAAGUGGAAGAGACCUCAGAGUACACUGUCACGAAAAGCAGAUUGCCACUUCGAGCCUCAAUAAAUCUCUAGUUAAUCUGAGGUUAAGGCCAUCUUUUUUAAAAAAUAAAACCUGAAACUCCACAAUUUGAACUUGUGUACAGAUUACAAUGGGAUAGACUAUGUCUAGACAUCAUAGUAAAUGUAGUUGGAUUGAAAAUCCUUUUGUAUCGUCCUUAUAGUUCAAGUGUGUUGUAGGUUGGGUUUCAUUUGGAAUUUGUAUUGAGUAUGUGUGUAGCUUAUUAUAUAAAGUAGCUCUUCUGUAACGAGAUUUUUCUUGUAUAUUAUUAAAUACCAAAUAUAUGGAAAUCGUUUUUUCCAGGCUUGGACUUAAAUAAGUGAAUGCUGUCUCCCGUCCUGUCUUACUAGGCCUGAGUUCUGUGUGUGUUUUCUUGCCUCUAACCUGCCUUUUCCUUUUGUCUUCUCAGCUCACCUCUCCCUUUUCCUGUCUCUGAACCAUUUGUAGACCUACUGAAAGGUUUCCUUAUGACGAGACACCUAGGGCGUUACCUAGAAAUCUUAUGUCUCAGUGAUUACCUCUCUAUCAUUACCAAUAAUAAACCUGACCCUGGAAGUACUCUUCCUUCCUUCAGGACUUUUCAUUUGUUCCUCCUUCGAUAUGUAAGCAUCUCCUUCCUUCACGGGGUCUGACAAACACUGGCUUCCACAGUUCCCCAGCGGCCUCCGAGAGUGUCGGUUGCUGUUAGAGGAAACCCGUCGAGAGCUGAUUCAUCCUUUGAGGCCCCACUCUAAGGCUUAUGUCUCUUAGAAAUGACAAGACGUUUUUUAGACUACCAAUUAUGACGACAAGUUCUAUUUUGUUUAUCUUUUAAAACUUCAUUCUUUGUAUAUAAUAAAAUGUGUACAUACAUUCACUCUGUUGAAAUCUUAACCCUUGCCCUUUUGAUCUGACAACUCUAUUUCUGGAAGUUGAGCUACUUCAGGAUGAAGAACCAGAGCAUCUACCUAGACGGAAUGUAUGCAGAAAGUAAAUGUGGUCACAUCAAGUUCAGUGUGUAAAGUGAUGUAACUUUUUAUAUUUGGGGGACAGUCUCACUUUGCAGCUCGGGCUAGCUUUGGACUCACUGUGCAGCCCAAGCUAUCCUAGAACUCAGGACAAUCCUAUAUCCUUCCGAGGGCUGGGUUACAGGCAUGUAUCACUGUGCCUGGCUUGAGAGAUUUGACUUUGUAACUAAGAACUAAACAAAAUUAAUAGGAAAUUAGAAAAUACGCUACUUCAAGAUUAAAUUUCCUUGUGCCAUCUCUCCAACCCAUUGUAGAGAUAGAAAUGUUAUUUUAAUAAAAAUAAUGGAUAAAUUUCUCUGCAAACAAAUGUCAACCUAAUCUGUGGACAUUAUCUAAUAUGCUCUUUGGUAAAUCUAUAAUUGGUAAAUUUGGAUUUUUAAAAAUAUUAAAUUUUUUUCAUUUUUUUGUGUA
Peromyscus californicus insignis is the source of this 4843-nucleotide messenger RNA. It is a transcript of the gene Kif11, whose product is annotated as kinesin family member 11. The record is from RefSeq and is a predicted model, not a curated record. Gene Ontology annotation, molecular function: microtubule binding; ATP binding; plus-end-directed microtubule motor activity. Gene Ontology annotation, biological process: mitotic spindle assembly; microtubule-based movement. Lineage: Eukaryota; Metazoa; Chordata; Mammalia; Rodentia; Cricetidae. Gene Ontology annotation, cellular component: spindle microtubule; nucleus.